AUGGACGGCCUUCUGGAAGUGGACGUCCUGAUCUACCCAGACGGGGUGCGGCUGGCCCGGCCGGAGGACAUCAGGGAAUGGGAGCUGGAGACGGCCACCAAGCUGGCCCUGCCCAGCGCCCGGCUCUUCGUGGCGCUGUACCCCUACAACCCGGCCGCCAUGUCCCCCAACCGCGAGACGGCGGCGGCGGAGCUGCCCUUUGUGCCGGGUCAGAUCAUCAAGGUGUUUGGUGAUAAGGACUCGGACGGCUUCUACCACGGGGAGUCGGGGGGGCUGCGGGGGGACGUCCCCAGCAACAUGGUGGCUGAGGUCCCCGUGGAGGACGAGGACAUGAAGGCGGUGCUGAUGCAGCAAGGCUUCCUGCUGGUGGACCACACCGGUAGGCCUGACCUGAGUGAGACCUCCAGUGUCCCUGACGACGUGGUUGUCCAACGCAUGGUCGCCAUCUUUGAAUACAACCCAUGGGAAAGCUCCCCUAACAUGGACAGUGAGGCCGAGCUUGGCUUUCGUUCAGGAGACAUCAUAUAUGUGUUUGGGGACAUGGAUCAAGAUGGAUUCUACUAUGGAGAUCUUCAUGGACGAAGGGGACUGGUUCCAUCAAACUUCCUGCAACCCCUUCCCUGGAACUAG
Gadus chalcogrammus (walleye pollock) is the source of this 630-nucleotide messenger RNA. RefSeq names its product RIMS-binding protein 2-like. Gene Ontology annotation, biological process: neuromuscular synaptic transmission. Gene Ontology annotation, molecular function: protein binding. The transcript has 5 exons. The record is from RefSeq and is a predicted model, not a curated record. Lineage: Eukaryota; Metazoa; Chordata; Actinopteri; Gadiformes; Gadidae. Bases 1 to 630 code for a protein of 209 amino acids.